AUGUUCAGUUCUUCAGGCUCUCAGAAGACGGGUAUCCAUGUCAAGAAGGGACGUGUCCUUGAACCUGGCGUUGAACGACCACCAGCUGCGGUAUGGGGACCACUAGUUUCUGGAUGGAUGUCCCCGGCAUUGAAUGCAACCAGCCACUUGGUGAAAGUCACCAAAGCUGCAACCACGAACACAAUAUGUUGCAUGGGGUCGAACCGCCAGCUGGCGGUCGGCGAGGCUGUUGGUGCGGUUGGAAACGAGAACGUCCCUGCUGGGUUGGGGUCCCAGACCGUAAGCACGGCAGGGCAAGCUGUCCACAACCUCUCCUCUCCCCAACCCAUGCAAGCCCCCACCAAUCCCCUGAAUAAACCCUCCUCCAUCGCCCUCAGCUAUGACUCCUCGCCGGCAGAGCCACAAACGGUCCUCAGGGAGCGCUCUUCCAACCUCCACGAGCAGACCGGGGGGUGGCUUUCUUCAAACACUUAUAACCAGUCAGAGGCGGGUGAAACAGCAGCAGGAGCCAAGUGGAAAGGGGAAGCAGCUCGAGGGAGAUAUGCUGGGGCCAUGACAGAAGAAGACACGCUGGCUGAGCAGGAGAAUCGGAUCCCCAGGGAACGCACAAGGUUUCAACCGCUGACAGCUCGCGAACUCAGGAGGCAGGCGCUCGAGUGGGACGAAAGUUUUGUUAAGGAAACGGGACGCAACGUAAGGACGGGGCCUGCGCAGAGCGCGAAGCAGGUGGACCAGAGCAAGGGGCUCGAUGCCAUGAGGGAGGCUGUUGCGGCGCUGGAUCUGAAUGCGGGCUGCGACAAGGUUGGGAGCAGUGAGGAAAGGGCGACGGAAGGGCCGACAUUUGGGUGGGAGAGGUCGCCGUUGGCCACGGUCAGGCUCACUGCACAAGCCGGGGUGCAAGGUGACGUGGGGGUGAUGAAGGUUGCUUGGGACUGGGCCUUGGCGGUGCUGAGGACUCUCGGCGACGGCGCGCUGAAAGGCGCGGACGGUCUGGACCGGGAAACGAUCUGCGCCCUGACGGACGUUUGUGCAUACGCUCUCCGUGUGCCUUUGCAGCAGCGCUUGCGCAUCUACCGUUCCCUAAUCAGCGCCGGCCUCCUCGCCGCCGUCGCGGCCGCGCUGACGGCUGACGACGCGAAGCUCUGGGAGGCCGCCACGUGUAUGCUGACGUGGACGCUCGUCCGCGAUCCUCCGUCGCUGCGCGCGCACCUGCCCGCCGUCCGACGCCUGCUGCACCGCUUCCCGAUCGUCGAAGCGACGCUCGCGGUGGGCGAAGGGCGCCUGCAGACCCGCCUGGCGAAACUGAUGCACGGCCUGCUCAGUCUGACAAACACUGUGAAUACCGCAUGGCUGGACCCCCUGCUGGAUGACGUCAUCCAGCAGGUUGUAGCGCUGAUUGCGGCUGACGUCAGCGCUGCCAGCGGGGGUGCCUUUGACGAGCAGAGCGACGAGGCGGAGAUGCGCAAGCUCAAGUACGCGUGCAACAUGCUGACGAACUGCGUACGUCACUAUGGCGCCAGCCUUGGGCCGAUCUUGCUCCGCCACCGAGCCCCGGAGGCGAUCGCGUGUCUGGUCGCCUGCCGGCCGCAAGACUUCGCGGCCGCGGGCGCGCGCUUUCUGCGCAUGUGCCUGGAGCGCCGGGACCCGGGGUACGUACCGCGGCUCGUUCGCGGCGACCUGUUCGCGCCCGUGCUCGCGGCGUAUCCAGCCAACGCGGGAGCUGGCAACCCGAUCGCGGUGGAGGUUCUCGCUCUCGUAAAUUUUGUUGUGGAGGAGAACAUCACCGAUGUCGUGCGGUAUCUGUGGGAGCAAUUUGGCCACUUUUACUACAUGGUGCGCCACGUUCCUACUUUCAGCAAGCUACGGAUCAAGUACGAAGAGAUCAUGACAACAUAUUGAGCUUAUUGACUGUGGAUGAAAUGACAAAGAUAGGACACUGCGUUUUCUAGAACUGUGCACGCUACUGAUUGUUGAUUGAUGAUUAGUGAUAGAGGGUUGCUUCAAGCAUGCGAGUGUGUGGUGCGUCGGACUUUAGUUGAAUGGACGGCCGGGGUAGAGUCACCGCGCAAGAUCAGAAACAAGGGACAGGAAUAAAAAAGGACGACACUUUGAAGUCCUCUGAUUAAGAAAACCGCAGUGCAAGCGUCAACAAUUGCUCAGAUAUAAUGCAGUAGGCCAACGGCAGACGGCAGCUGCAAAGGCUAAUUCAGAAAGGUACCAAUAAGAGACAAGAGACAACCGAGAGAUUUGGUAAAGCUCCCCGAAAAUGAAUUGAUAAGUGGACUUUCUUUGAACUUCGAUCGUCAUACUACCUUUGUAGCGUCCAGAAGUAGCUAGUUUAGCCAAUGGAGAUCACUGAGUGGUUCUUUCAUUAGAAACAAUGGAGCAGGCCCGCAUUUGAGAUCGGACUCACCUCAGAUCGGCCGGCAUGAAUGCACUGCCAGCCUGAAAGGCGCCGGGAAG
This is a messenger RNA of Klebsormidium nitens, 2463 nucleotides long. The record is from the annotation of a GenBank genome assembly. NCBI's taxonomy places the organism in Eukaryota, Viridiplantae, Streptophyta, Klebsormidiophyceae, Klebsormidiales, Klebsormidiaceae.